Messenger RNA from Tuber melanosporum (Perigord truffle), 793 nucleotides. RefSeq lists its product as uncharacterized. Lineage: Eukaryota; Fungi; Ascomycota; Pezizomycetes; Pezizales; Tuberaceae. Gene Ontology annotation, cellular component: endoplasmic reticulum; cytosol. The transcript has 2 exons. The record is from RefSeq and is a predicted model, not a curated record. The coding region runs from base 83 to 586 and encodes 167 amino acids.
CCGCCAACGGCCACCACAAUAAAAGCUCCCUCCGAACUCUGUAACCAACAAAUCACCCUCCAAAAAUAAUAUAACCCCAACAAUGUCCUUCGCAGCAGCAAACAAACGCCUCCUAAAAGAAUACAAAGCCCUGCUGAAGGAAUCCCCGGAAGGCAUCGCCGCCGGGCCCAUCGACGAAUCCAACCUCUUCGAAUGGGAAUGCUUAAUCCAAGGUCCGGAGGAGACUCCAUUCGAAGGCGGGGUUUUUCCCGCUACGCUCAGUUUUCCAAAGGACUACCCCCUUAAUCCUCCCAAGAUGAAAUUCACCUGCGAAAUGUUCCAUCCGAAUGUGUACAAGGACGGCACCGUGUGCAUCUCAAUACUACACUCUCCCGGUGACGACCCGAACCAGUAUGAGGAUGCCAGCGAGCGUUGGUCGCCAAUACAGAGUGUUGAGAAGAUACUCAUCAGCGUCAUGAGCAUGCUUGCAGAGCCGAACGACGAGAGCGGCGCGAAUAUUGACGCUUCCAAGAUUUGGAGGGAUGACCGAAAGGAGUAUGAGAAGAGGGUUAGGGCUUGUGCGAGGAGGGCAUUGGGGCUUUUUUAAUGUUUUCCAUUUUUCAUCUGCUUUGUGGGGUUGUCGUAGUAGAGUGGGUGGGGAUGGGGGAAGAGUGAAGAAAUGCUGAGCGGCAUGGAUGGGUGUAACGGAAUAACAAGGGAAUUGGGGAGUUUUUCCUUCUUUUUCUACCGGAGGCAUUGGUUAUCUGUAUGCUCGAUGGGAUGGGGCAAUACAAUUAAUAACAAUUCUUCUGCG